Apodemus sylvaticus (European woodmouse) is the source of this 794-nucleotide messenger RNA. RefSeq names its product copper metabolism domain containing 1 (gene Commd1). The transcript has 3 exons. Lineage: Eukaryota; Metazoa; Chordata; Mammalia; Rodentia; Muridae. Gene Ontology annotation, biological process: positive regulation of protein ubiquitination; negative regulation of sodium ion transmembrane transport; negative regulation of protein localization to cell surface. The record is from RefSeq and is a predicted model, not a curated record. Gene Ontology annotation, cellular component: endosome. The coding region runs from base 55 to 621 and encodes 188 amino acids.
CGGCCCCCGUAGCGGGCCGGAGCUCAGGCGCUGGGCGGCAGGUUCUCCCUCGCCAUGGCGGGCGAUCUGGAAAGCUGCAAGUCCCUGAGCGGGCUGCUGAGCGGCCUAGCGCAGAACGCCUUUCACGGACACUCGGGCAUCACCGAGGAGCUGCUGCACAGCCAGCUCUAUCCGGAAGUGCCACCGGAGGAAUUCCGCCCCUUCCUGGCGAAGAUGAGGGGAAUUCUCAAGUCUAUUGCAUCUGCAGACAUGGAUUUCAACCAGUUAGAGGCAUUCCUGACUGCUCACACCAAAAAGCAAGGCGGCAUCACCAGUGAGCAGGCUGCAGUUAUCUCCAAGUUUUGGAAGAGCCACAAGACAAAAAUCCGAGAGAGCCUCAUGACCCAGAGCCGCUGGGACAACGGACUCCGGGGCCUGAGCUGGAGGGUCGAUGGCCGGUCCCAGUCACGGGACCUCGCCCAGAUCCACAGCCCUGUUGCCAUAAUGGAGCUGGAGUUCGGGAAAGGCGGACAGGAAUCUGAAUUUCUGUGUCUGGAAUUUGAUGAAGUUAAGGUCAAGCAAAUCCUGAAGCAGCUGUCGGAGGUGGAAGAGAGUGUCCACAGGCUGCUGCAGGCCGCCUGACUGAAGGAGGGAGCAGGGGCGGAGCGUUGAGGGGAGCUGCUCACAGACCUCCUCCACUGACCCUCUGAAAGUCCUGUGUGCCCCUCAGUGUUACCCAAAGACACUGUAGACAUGUAUGAAAGUCUUCAAGAAUGAAUAAAAAUGUAUUUUAAAAAAUGGGUAAAGAAGAGAAA